Eruca vesicaria subsp. sativa (arugula) is the source of this 2091-nucleotide messenger RNA. The record is from the annotation of a GenBank genome assembly. Lineage: Eukaryota; Viridiplantae; Streptophyta; Magnoliopsida; Brassicales; Brassicaceae.
AUGGACGAGUUCGGUGUUCUAACGGAGCGUUACGGGAUAAAGCCCCAAGGAAAAUCCGCUCCCAUGGCUGCCUCCAAGCGUAACAACAAUCCUCAGAAGAAUCAUCUCGGUGGUGUUAAUCCCAAACCGACGUCGUAUUCCUCCGAUAAGGUAUCUGGUAACGGAGGCGACGAUGUGUUCUUCACGUCGAGAUCUACUGAUAGAAACGGAGCGAGUUCUAGUGGAUUUGACGGUUUUGAUGACGUCUUUGGUGGAUUGAACAAGGCUAAUAGUAAUAGCAAGUCUUUAAAGGAAGACGAUGAUUUGAUGUUUUCGACCAAUUUUGGGAGUAGGUCGGGGAUGAAGAGUUCAUCCCAGGGCUUUGAUGAUGUUGAUGUGUUUGGUGCUAAAGGCUCCGUUGGUGUUAGCAGCAGCGAUGAUAUAUUUGGGUCGUUCUCUUCGUCUACGAAGCAAGUUGCUGGAGUUGAUGAUUUGUUAGGUGAUAUGGGUGGAUUUGGUCUUAGUUCAGGGAAGAAUGGUUUUGAUGAAUUGAUACCUGGUUUUGGUGGCAGUUCUCACACCACUACCAGCAAGACUACCGCAUCAUCGACCUUUGCUGAUGCUGACCCUUUUGUGGUUCUAGAAUCAACAACUACCUCUGCUUCUUCACAUUCUUCUUCGGGUCUGUUCGUGGAUCCACUUGAUGAGUUCGCUGCUUCCGUCAGUUCUCAGGGGCAAAAACCAUCACAGGCUUCUUCUACAAAACUCAAGCCUCCUCCUAAACCAACGCAGAAAGUGGACGGAGGAGUUAGGAGUUCUGGAUUGGCUUCAAUAGACGAGCUUGAAGACUUUGCCAUGGGUACUAUGCGACGUAGUGCCUCCGCCUCUGACACUGCUAGUAAAUACAGAGAAGCCGAAGAUGCUGAAACAAAGCAAAAACAGUUUGGUGCGGAUGAUCUUGACUUCUUUUUCAGCUCUGGGCAUCGGUCCAGCAGUGUACCAAAAUCACGGACGAAAACUGAAGCAACUCGCAAGCAAGCAGUCAAUGUGCCCAAAAAGACGACUAAUGGGGUUUCUAGUGCAAAGAAGCCUCCUGCUCCAGCAAAUCUUGUGGAUGAUUUUUCUGCACUUUUUGGAGAGGAUCCUAUAUUUAGAGAAUUUGAGGAAAUCCCAGGAGAAAGCGAAGAACGAAGAAAGGCCAGAUGGGAUCGUGAACAGAGAACAAAGAGCCGUGUGGCACAAGCUGUAGCUGAUAUGAAUAGCCGUGAUCAUCAAUCUCGGAUUGAACAAGAACAGAGAACCAGGAUUUCUGAGAGUGUUGAUACUGAGAUAAGGCGUUGGGCAACUGGGAAAGAAGGAAACAUGCGUGCCCUGUUAUCUUCCUUGCAAAUCGUUAGUUUUAAAGAUUUUUUUUUAAAAAGAAAACUGUAUAUAAAUGUUCUAUUACAUGUCCAUCUGAUCCUCCUAAGUUCACUGAGUUCUGGUUCUGUUUUGAACGAUGACAGGUACUCUGGCCUGGAUGUGGUUGGGAGGCUGUUUCUCUGACAGAUUUGAUCACUUCUUCAGCAGUCAAGAAAGUCUAUAGAAAGGCAACGUUAUAUGUACAUCCCGAUAAAGUUCAGCAGAAAGGAGCCACCCUCGAACAAAAGUAUAUCGCCGAAAAGGUUUUUGACAUUUUGAAGGAAGCUUGGAACAAAUUCAACAAAGAGGAACUCUCUUAAGCCCAAGACUUUCGUUUCAGAGGUCUGAGAAGAGUAUGCUUCCGGUAGAGCUUGACACAAGAGAGUGGCAACGUCUUAGCAAUGGUUUGAUUAAAGAGGUAGCGGACACUUGAAGAGACUUGGUACCUGUUUUGUUUUGUUUAUGUGUGCUCAUCUCUACACGUAAUUAGUGUGUGAGUUUCGUAGAGUCUUGUCAUGUUUUUCUUAUCUCAUUUUUCCUUCAGCAGUAGCUACCUUUGCAUCUUUAUAUACACCCACAAAAAACACAUGGGGGGAUAUUUGUAUAGCCCCAGAGAAAACAAUAAGAGUUUAUAUAUCGAAUGUUCUUAUUAUAGCUGUAGCGUAAAGAUGUCUCAUCGAUGUUUGAUUUCAUUCCCAUACAAUAACAAAU